AUGAAUCCAAUCGUCUACGCCUUAUUGUUCAGUUUGGUGGCGGGUCUGGCCGUCGCCGAGAAGUCGGAAUACUGUCUGAGUGAGAUCGUCAAGUCGGACGAGAGGAUCCGAUCGCACGGAUAUCCGACGGAGACGCACGUGGUGACCACCGAGGAUGGCUACGUGCUGACCCUGUUCCGCAUUCCGUACUCCCACAAGCUGAAGAACCAGAACGAGCCACGCACCCCGGUUCUCCUGCAGCACGGACUGUUCAGCAACUCGGACUGCUGGCUCUGCUCCGGCCCGGACAACUCCCUGGCCUAUCUGCUGGCCGAUGCCGGAUACGAUGUCUGGCUGGGCAAUGCCCGUGGCAACAUCUACUCCCGGGAGAACAACCUCAUCUCGCUGAACAGCCACAAGUUCUGGCACUUUGACUGGCAUGAGAUCGGCACCAUCGACAUUCCCGCCAUGAUCGACUACAUCCUGGACACCACGGGCUACUCACAGCUCCACUACGCUGGCCACUCGCAGGGUACCACCGUCUACUUGGUGAUGCUCUCGGAGCGACCUGAGUACAAUGCCUUCAUCAAGUCCGGACACCUGGUGGCCCCCUGUGCCUACUUCGAGCACGGCACCUCCUUCGUCUUCAAAACCCUGGGCUCGUUGGUGGGCACUCCCGGCGGCAUCUGGAACCAACUGCUGGUGGACACCGAGCUGAUCCCCCACAACAACCUGGUCAACCGAGUGGUGGACAAUAGCUGCCAUAUGGGUGGCGCGCUCUGCAACAACGCCUUCAUCAUGUUCGCCAAUGGCGGUUACGUUAAUGUCAAUGUGAGCUCCAUGAAAGUCCUGAUUGAGACCCAUCCGGCUGGUUCCUCCAGCAACCAGGGCAUCCACUACCUGCAGUUGUGGGCGUCCAAGGAGUUCCGCCAGUACGACUGGGGCACCAAGAAGAACAACGAGAUUUACGGCCAGGAUCUGCCGCCAGACUACGAUCUCACCCAGAUCACCGCUCCCACGCACUCGUACUCCAGCAACAACGAUGCCCUGUGCGGACCCGAAGAUGUCAAUACUCUGGUGAAGAACUUCAUCCAUCUGAAGGAGGACUACCGUGUGCCCUUGCAGAGCUUCAACCAUUUGGACUUCAUCAUUGCGAGGAACAUGAAGGAGCUGGUCAACGAUCCGAUUAUCGAACGUAUUAACUCCUACGAAGGUCGUUAGGAAAUAGACCAAUAAAGAAACCCGUAAUGCAUUAA
Molecule: messenger RNA, 1235 nt
Organism: Drosophila rhopaloa
Lineage: Eukaryota; Metazoa; Arthropoda; Insecta; Diptera; Drosophilidae
Product: lipase 3
Exons: 2
Coding region: 1-1200 (399 amino acids)
Biological process (GO): lipid metabolic process
Molecular function (GO): hydrolase activity, acting on ester bonds
Source: RefSeq, a predicted model, not a curated record